UGUGCGCAUGCGUAGCGCGCUACAUCCAGCACUCGUCUCAGGGACAUUUGGUUUUUGACGGGGAAAAUUAGGCAGAGAUACGGAAACACGCUUCUCGCUCCCAUUUCAAUCUUUUUUAUGCCCAUUGCCAUUUGCGAGUAAAAUGGAGAGGAAGAACGAAAUCAAUGGCCAUGCCAUAUCUGAAUGCGCCGAACCGGUCAUCACGGGUGCAGCCAAGGGUGAUCCAAAAUCUUUUAAAGAUAUCGCGGUAUUUUUGAAGAGGAAUCUGUUGGUAAUACUUACGGUGACUGGUGUGCUGGUGGGUGUUGGGUUUGGCAUGAUGGUCCGCAGCAUGCAGCUCACUCGGGCAGAGAUGACUUACUUCGCCUUCCCCGGGGAAAUGUUGCUGCGGAUGCUGAAGAUGAUCAUCCUUCCCUUGGUGGUGUGCAGUCUGAUCUCAGGCGCGGCCAGCCUGGACACCCGGUCCCUCGGCAAAUUGGGCGGAAUUGCGAUCGGGUACUUUUUUGUGACCACUCUGGCUUCUGCGAUCGGCGUGGCCCUGGCCUUCAUCAUCAAACCCGGCGUCGGCGCCAGUGCCCUCAACACCAACAGCUUGGGACUCCAAAGCGUCUCUACCAGCAAGGAGACCACCGACUCCUUUUUAGAUCUUGCCAGGAACCUGUUUCCAGCUAAUCUAGUGGCUGCUGCCUUCCGCACGUAUGCGACUGAUUACAAGAUGGUCGCUGUGGGAAACGACACCAACGGAACGGUUAUCUACCAGAAGGUACCGUUUGGCAUGGAGUCGGAUGGCAUGAACAUCCUAGGCCUGGUUCUCUUCGCCAUGGUGUUUGGGGUGGCGCUGAAGAAGCUGGGGGCCGAGGGCGAGGAGCUCAUCCGAUUCUUUAACGCCUUCAACGAAGCGACUAUGGUGUUGGUCUCCUGGAUCAUGUGGUACGUGCCUGUGGGCAUCAUGUUCCUGGUGGGCAGCAAGAUCGUUGAGAUGGAGGACGUGGUGCUCCUGGUCACCAGCCUGGGGAAGUACAUCUUUGCCUCCAUCCUGGGCCACAUCAUCCACGGGGGCGUCGUGCUGCCCCUCAUCUACGCCUUCACCCGCAAGAACCCCUACAGCUUCCUGUCCGGCCUGAUCACCCCCUUCACCACCGCCUUUGCCACCUGUUCCAGCUCGGCCACGCUGCCAUCCAUGAUGAAGUGCGUGGAGGAGAACAACGGUGUGGACAAGCAUAUCAGCCGCUUUAUCCUGCCUAUUGGGGCCACCGUCAACAUGGACGGGGCGGCCAUCUUCCAGUGCGUCGCAGCCGUCUUCAUCGCGCAGCUGAACAAUUCGGAGCUCAACGCAGGACAGAUAUUCACCAUCCUGGUGACAGCCACUGCAUCCAGCGUGGGGGCGGCUGGCAUCCCCGCCGGGGGCAUCAUCACCAUUGCCAUCAUACUGGAAGCCAUAGGGCUGCCCACCAAUGAUCUGUCGCUCAUGCUCGCCGUUGAUUGGAUCGUGGACCGCACAACCACUGUGGUGAAUAUGGAGGGGGAUGCCCUCGGGGCGGGAAUCCUGCACCACAUCAACCAGGAGGACAUCAGGAAGAGGAAACAGGGUCGGCAGGAAGGGAAGUGGGAGGGGGAGCUGGCAGAGGUACGGGUGCAGGCUGAGGAGGAGACAUCCCCACUCGUCACCAUCCAGGGGCAGGCGGCCUUGCCGGGUCGUUCGGAGGAGAAGGGGAACAUUCAAUCGGUUUGCUGAACUGCAACCGGAAAAGGCAAUUAUGGGGGGUAGUCGAUUUCAAAAUGAAAGACUUACCUGUGAUGUGGGAGGAGGCUACCCUGAUAAAGCGGUCGCUGGGAAGGAGGUGACAUUUGUCAUAGAUUUGUAUUGUCGUUAGGAACACGCAAAGUAGCCUGAGUCAUUUCCGUAACGGAGGCUGCUUCUUUUAACCUUUUCUGCAUCCAUCAAAAUGGUCCUUUUCACCUUCAAGUAAUGAAUGAUUAAUUUUUUUUAAAUAAGAGGAUUGCCUUUAGCCAGUAGCCAUGAGGCUGUGGGGGGGGGGGGGGGUCACACAGGCUUAAAUUAUUAACAGGCUUCCUCUUUACUGCUGUUGGUCUGUGCUUAUCAAGCAUUAACUCUUUCGGAGAGGGGGGGGGACGUAGCUUAGGGUGCCUUGCCGGUUUGAUGUCCGGCGUGGGAUUGUGGCAGCUGCUGUGGACUGGAAGGAUCUUCAUUUCAGUCCCCCCAUGUCACAUUGGAGCGAUGUUUCCAAAACCAGGAAGAGAAUGCGGGGCGUGUUGACACCGUUUUCCCCUGAUGGCGGGACCGUGCACCGAGUCAGAACCGGCUCCAUGCUUCUCGUGCCAAGCUACAGCGAGAACACAGCAGCCAUGUUGGUCUGUUAAUAACAGCCUUGAACUUUAUUUUUUAAUAGAAUGUCAUGUGGUCCAAAGUGUGAAUAUCUGGCCCAGAUUAAACCAAUUGCAUUCAUUCUUAACUUUGACAUAUUUACAUGUUACCAUUUUUAUUACUUACUCACUAUGUGUAGUUUAUACACUGCCAAACAAUGUGUUUUAUAAAUAAUCGUAUGGUUACCGUGCGCAUUUUAAAUCACUUUAUCUAAGCAAUGCCAACAUUGGCAUCUGUUUUUCACAUAGCAGUUAAAAAAAUAAAAUCUAAAUCUUUAUUUUUGUUUUACCCUUUCCCAGAUAGAAAAGAACGUGCACGUGAUCUUUGGUUCAUUUUGAACGGACACUGAAACUUUUAUCAUACUGAGAAAACCAGCUGCAAAUAAACAAAUCAAACAGCACCGGGCUAUCAGAAUUUGCCAAAAUCACUUCUGAUUGGCUGACCUGAGAUGAUUGUCAACAAUGGAAAAAGUUAUUUUUAUGUUUAAGUUUUUAAAAUUUAUUACAAAUUUAUUGUCAGUAUAUAUUUCUUUUCAUUAACAGCAACUCUUCUUUCUUUCUUUCUUUUUUUUUUUUAAAAAAAGAAUAUCUAGUACUCUCCACCAGGAAGUCAUAUAAUAUAGAGUGGAAGGAAGGAUGUUCGGGUUUUAAUAUGAGAAUUUGUAUUUUUUUAGUCUUUAGACACAGUCCUGUCACAAAACGUCAUUUUAGGUAUUAUGAAAUUAAAAAUGUCUGUUGUCUACAAACCUUUUGCUACG
This is a messenger RNA of Brienomyrus brachyistius, 3143 nucleotides long. RefSeq names its product solute carrier family 1 member 4 (gene slc1a4). Gene Ontology annotation, molecular function: L-threonine transmembrane transporter activity; symporter activity; L-alanine transmembrane transporter activity. Gene Ontology annotation, biological process: L-glutamate transmembrane transport; L-serine transport. NCBI's taxonomy places the organism in Eukaryota, Metazoa, Chordata, Actinopteri, Osteoglossiformes, Mormyridae. Gene Ontology annotation, cellular component: plasma membrane. The record is from RefSeq and is a predicted model, not a curated record.